This is a messenger RNA of Triplophysa dalaica, 1700 nucleotides long. It is a transcript of the gene reep3b, whose product is annotated as receptor accessory protein 3b. Gene Ontology annotation, molecular function: microtubule binding. Gene Ontology annotation, cellular component: cytoplasmic microtubule; endoplasmic reticulum membrane; endoplasmic reticulum tubular network. Lineage: Eukaryota; Metazoa; Chordata; Actinopteri; Cypriniformes; Nemacheilidae. Gene Ontology annotation, biological process: endoplasmic reticulum tubular network organization. The transcript has 8 exons. The coding region runs from base 283 to 1065 and encodes 260 amino acids. The record is from RefSeq and is a predicted model, not a curated record.
CGCACCUUUUACAGUUAACAGCUUCUGCGGUUCUGUCGAGUGCUUGAAUAUGGGCACAAGAGUGUCGUUAUUUUAACUCACGUUUUCUCUAUAGUUUGUUUUAUAAGCGUUAGGCGAAAUGUUCACGUGUAAUAGAGCGCUAUGAGCGAGCGGAGGCUAUCAGGAGUCCGUGAAUAUUUGAGGUCGUCAGAAGUUUAGUCAGGUUAGCAUAGCAGGUUAGCAUCAUUCUCCAGCGGCUGUGGCCUCUCUCACUCGACUGGACUCAAUCGUGAGGAAAUAAACAUGGUGUCUUGGAUCAUAUCAAGAUCUGUGGCGCUGGUGUUUGGAAACUUGUACCCAGCGUACUACUCCUACAAAGCAGUGAAAACCAAAAACGUCAAAGAAUAUGUGCGAUGGAUGAUGUACUGGAUUGUGUUUGCUCUGUACACGGUGGUGGAGACCAUCACAGAUCUGACUGUAUCCUGGUUUCCCCUCUAUUAUGAGAUCAAGAUAGCGUUGGUGAUCUGGCUUCUGUCUCCAUACACCAGAGGAGCGAGUGUCAUCUACAGAAAAGUCCUCCAUCCUCUGCUGACCUCCAGAGAAAGAGAAAUUGACGACUAUAUAGUCCAGGCGAAAGAACGGAGCUAUGAGACCAUGGUGAACUUUGGCAAGCAGGGCCUGAGCAUCGCUGCUACUGCCGCCGUGUCUGCAGCUGUCAAGGGUCAAGGUGCAAUCACAGAGAAGCUGAGGAGCUUCAGCAUGCAUGAUCUUACCCAGAUCUCUCAGGGUGAUGUCUAUCCAGGAUACAGCAGCUCCAACCCGGCCAGAAGAGCCAUCAUGGACCAGCCUGACGGAGCAGAAUAUUAUCGGUAUAAUGAUGAUGAUGAUGAUGAAAGGAGCGAUGAAGAGGAAAAGUCUGUGUACUCUGAAGAUGAAGCUGUUUCUCAGCACGGCCGAAGACGGUCUCAGAGCGUCAGAAUUACUCGCUCGAAACUGCGCAGAGAUGCACGUUACGGAUCUCUGAAGAUCCGAGGGAGGAAACGGACACCUCUCAACACCGUGAAUAACUCCAAUAUGGAGAACUAAAGUGACUACUGACCCGUUUACUUCAUCACUGUCAUAAUGUUCUUCAUUGAAGAUCUAAGGACACUCCACCAGCAGAACUAUUUAUUAUUCACAUGUGCUUGUACAUAUCAUGAGCUGAAGAAUAGUCAGAGAACACGAGAUGGGUGAUGGUAUUUUUGUAUUGUAUGACGCUGAAUGUGACAUUCAGAUUGAGUCUUUUAGUUUCAGUAUUUGUUCUCUUUGGAUGUGGGUUUUAUACUGUUUUCAUGCAUCUUUUUGCUGCCUUUUAGAUGAUGUGUUUUAAGUAGGAUUUUACAUUUGUAGUUUAGGUUAUAAAUAUAUAUUAUGAUUCUUAAACAGAGAAGACCAAAAGCGUAUAUAUUUGUGAAGGAAAAAAUACCAAAGACUUGUUGCAUUGAUUUUUAAGAGGUUGUAAUACUUGCAGGUUUGUAAAAAUCUUUUCUAUCUUCACAUGGGUUUAAGGAGAAACCAUUUGCACAUUCUUUAAAUCUGAUCUCUUUUAUUCUAAACUGUUCAGGUAAAAUCUGCUGUGUUUGUGUGGGUGUUUGAGUGUGUGUUUGUUUGUACUGAUGUCUGGCUGAAUGUUGCAUUUAAAAUCAAAGCAAUGAUAUCAAUAAAGUCAGAGUAUGGUAGUA